Messenger RNA from Xyrauchen texanus (razorback sucker), 506 nucleotides. RefSeq names its product ATP synthase, H+ transporting, mitochondrial F0 complex, subunit g (gene atp5mg). Lineage: Eukaryota; Metazoa; Chordata; Actinopteri; Cypriniformes; Catostomidae. The coding region runs from base 87 to 398 and encodes 103 amino acids. The record is from RefSeq and is a predicted model, not a curated record. Gene Ontology annotation, biological process: proton motive force-driven ATP synthesis. The transcript is spliced from 3 exons. Gene Ontology annotation, molecular function: proton transmembrane transporter activity.
GGUUGUGGGGUCCUUCGCUGGAGGUGACAUUCAUUGAAGGGUCUCGGUUUGUGGACGGUGCACAAAACUUCGCAGCAAUACAAAUAAUGGCACAAGCAGUACAGAAACUUGUGGCUAAAGUACCAACUUUGGUCGGUGCCGCUGUGAGCUACUCCAAGCCCCGACUGGCCACUUUCUGGUAUUACGCCCGCGUGGAGCUGGUGCCUCCGAGCCCCGCCGAGAUCCCCAAGGCCAUCAGUGGUGUCCAGGAUCUCCUAAAGGGCUUUCAGUCAGGACGGCUCGGUCAGACCACAGUCAGGGAUGCUGUAAGGAAUGGACUUGUUGCCACAGAAGUUCUAAUGUGGUUCUACAUUGGGGAGAUCAUUGGCAAGGGAGGCCUUAUAGGCUAUGAUGUAUAAGUCUGGACUGUCCUUUCUGCUUGUUCUCUUUGCUGAGUUUUGUCUGUUCUCUUCACUAUUUUAAUUCUUGGAAUCCAGGAACUAAAUAAAUGCUUGAAUUAAUUGAAA